AAUAGAUGUAGCAAAAGAAACCGCAUAUAUUUUUGUAUUGUUUGUAGAUGUCAAGCAGAGAAAUAUCGGUCUGAUCUCCCAAAAGCUAGUAUCAUUAUCUGUUUCUACAAUGAAGCCUGGUCGACUUUGAUCCGCACAGUUCAUUCAGUCCUGAACAGAACUCCAGCACAGUUAUUGCAUGAGAUUGUUCUGGUUGACGAUGCCAGUGAACUUGCUCAUCUGCAAGCAAAAUUGGCGGAGUAUUUGUGGUCAUUACAUCCAAACAUAACAUUGGUGAGAUUACCUGACAGACAGGGACUCAUCCGAGCCAGAUUGUAUGGUGCACAUGUGGCAACAGGGGAGGUUUUGGUAUUCCUUGACAGUCACUGUGAGGUCAAUAAACAGUGGCUGGAACCUUUACUUGCUAAAGUUGCAGACAGUCGUAGGACUAUAGCCAUACCUGUGAUUGACAUGAUAAAUUCCGGCACGUUUGAAUACAAGGAGUCCUCUCUGGUUAAAGGUGGCUUCAACUGGGGAAUGCAUUAUACAUGGGAACAUUUACCGCAAGAUUACUUUAAAGAUGAGAGAAGCUACAUUGAGCCAAUAGAGACACCAACUAUGGCAGGUGGACUGUUUGCUGUAAACAGACAGUAUUUCAGAGAGAAAGGAGAAUAUGACCCUGGUCUGGACACGUGGGGUGGAGAAAAUCUAGAAAUAUCAUUUAGGUUUUGGCAAUGUGGAGGAAGGUUAGAGAUCAUUCCUUGUUCACGUGUUGGUCAUGUUUUCCGACAGAGACGUCCAUACGGAUCACCCGGGGGUGGAGAUAGCAUGUUGAGAAAUUCCGUUAGAGUAGCUCGUGUUUGGAUGGAUGACUAUAUUCAAUAUUUCUUUCAAGUUCAACCAGCGGCUGCUAGUAUAGACUAUGGAAACAUUACAGCAAGGAUUGAUUUGAGGAAGAAAUUAGAAUGUAAACCAUUCCAGUGGUAUCUUAGAAUCAUCUAUCCGGAACAGGUUAUACCAGAUAAGGAUCAUGGUAGAUCUAGAAAUUUACCUCCAAAAUAUAAGGCAAAAUUUAAAAGAGGAGGCCCCAUAAAGAACAAAGAGACAGGGCUGUGUAUUGUAUCAGAAGAUGAAGUCCCUGUGAGAAAUUCCUUACUUACUUUAGGCAGCUGUGAUAUCCAGAAGAAAUAUCAGGUAUGGAAUGAAACGGAGGACAAAGAAUUGAUGCUGGUGUAUAAUCUUUGUCUAGAUGCUCAAGAUGGUAUGCGUAAAAAUGUGUAUGCCAAACUUGGCAAGUGUGAUGGUAUGAAACGUACACAGGCUUGGGUCUGGUCUAUAAAGAACUAUGUAUACCAGUUGUAUAACCCAACCAGUGGAAAAUGCCUGGCACCAGUAAAAGACGGUGAUAAAUAUCAUUUAACAUUGGAAAUUUGCACUUUGAACAAUAAAUUGUCAGCAUUUAUGAUGGAGGAAAGAUAGCAUUGAACAAUAAAAUGUAAGCAUUUUGAUGGAGGAAGAAUACUGAAAUAUACAAUGGCAGUGUUCUGAUGGAGGAAAGAUAGUGUUGAACAAUAAAAUGUCAGCAUUUAUGAUGGAGGAAAGAUAGCACUGAACAAUAAAAUGUCGUCAUUUUAUUUAUGGAAAGAUUGCAUUGAACAGGAAAAUGUCAGCAUUUAUGAUGGAGGAAAGAUGGCAUUUAACAAUAAAAUGUAACGAUUUAUGAUGGAGGAAUAUAGGAUUGAACAGUAACGUGUUGGCAUUUAUGAUGGAACAAUUAUAUCGAACAAUAAAAUGUCUACAUUUGUGAUAAGAGGAAAGAUAGCAUUGAACAAUAAAAUGUCAGUAUCUAUGAUGGAGGAAAGAUAGCAUCAACCAAUAAAAUAUAACCAUUUAUGAUUGAAGAAAAAACAUGAAAUACAUUUUUGAUUAGUUAUUGAAUAUUUCAUCAAUCAAUAUUACAUUUUAAGUGUUACAAAAUUUCAGAAGUUUUCUUUGGCAUUCUUUUACAAAAGAAGGAGAUUACUGACAAUAAAAUGUUAAUGUUUGUUAAAUUAUUGAAUAAUUUAUAAGUUUUUAUCACAAGUAUGUCGCUACAAAUACACUUAAAAAAAUUCC
Messenger RNA from Mercenaria mercenaria, 2094 nucleotides. Its product is annotated as polypeptide N-acetylgalactosaminyltransferase 11-like. The transcript has 10 exons. Gene Ontology annotation, cellular component: Golgi apparatus. Lineage: Eukaryota; Metazoa; Mollusca; Bivalvia; Venerida; Veneridae. Gene Ontology annotation, biological process: regulation of Notch signaling pathway. The record is from RefSeq and is a predicted model, not a curated record. Gene Ontology annotation, molecular function: Notch binding. The annotation marks the transcript as partial.